Messenger RNA from Benincasa hispida (wax gourd), 4877 nucleotides. RefSeq names its product Chaperone DnaJ-domain superfamily protein. Gene Ontology annotation, biological process: clathrin-dependent endocytosis; clathrin coat disassembly. Gene Ontology annotation, cellular component: vesicle; cytoplasm; intracellular membrane-bounded organelle. Lineage: Eukaryota; Viridiplantae; Streptophyta; Magnoliopsida; Cucurbitales; Cucurbitaceae. The record is from RefSeq and is a predicted model, not a curated record. Gene Ontology annotation, molecular function: clathrin binding.
UACACAAAUUUUCUUUGUGGAAAAACAAAAGAAGAAAAAGAAUUUCGGUUUGCCUUUUUCGUUUCCGUUCACUUCGUCGUCGUCUCGUCUUGUCUUGCAUCUGACCCCGUUGCAGAGUGGCUAUGGUUUUCUCAGCAGACUGAGAGAAAAAGAAGAGAGAAAGAGAAAACUUCUGUGCUACGAGGAGUGAGAGUAAAGUGAAGAACGCUAUAUACCACGCUUUGUACUGAAGAAUUGAGACCUAGAGUAUCUUCAUUUUACAUGGAUAAUCUCUCACAUUCCCGUCUCCCCAACAGGGGUUCUACCUCGCUUUCUAAGAAAAUCUGUAAUGGCAGUAAUGGCGGUGGUCCUUUUGUAGCUCAAACUAUCUACGACGACGUUUAUGGCGGUCCUCCUAAGUUUGGAGUCUCUGCUUUGUCUCCUCGUUUUGAAGACUACGGUGAGAUUUUCGGGAGUUUCCACGCGCUUCGUGCUUCCUCAAUUCCGAUUCUUGAUCUUCCUGCUGUCGAUGAAUCUGAGGUUUUCUUCGACGCUCGGAGCUCUGCAUUUGACUAUGCGGAGGUUUUUGGCGGAUUCGAUGGUCUGGAUUUUGCGAUUUCUUAUGACGAACUGGUUGGCUCAUCCAAAGGCGUUGAUGAUGGCUCUUCCGACGAAGCUUGGACUCCAGCAGGAACUGAAUCGUUGUCAGACUAUUCGGAUCAUUCUGGAAAUUCUCAUUGUAUGUCAAAUGGAGACUCUAAUCAGUCAUUUGGAGGAAGCACUGAGUUUUGCAUAUCAUAUAACAAGGUUAACCGAGAAAGCAAUGGAAAUAUAUCGAAUGGGAAGAUACACGUAACCCAGUUGGAGAUGCUUCCUGGAUUCUCAUAUCUGGUCGAUGAAGCAAAUCCCUCACCAAAGGCAACAGAUGAUGAUCCAUCACUGCAGACCAAUGAUGAUAACUAUCUCAAUAUAGAUUUUGAUACAGGAAAGGUGAAGGGCAAACAUCUAAGGAACACUAUGCCACCCCUACUGGACAGUAAUGACUCUGGACCGUUAUUUGAGGAUAACCUUAUUUCUCAAAAUGGAUAUGGUAGAGGUCUUUGUCGUUCUCAUGAGGAUUUCAUAACCGUAUCUGAAAUAAGCCUUAGAACUGAGCCCUCUCAAGUGCCACCACCUUCUCGACCUCCUCCCAAGUUUGCUACCAAAAACGGAGACUACUCUAAAAGGACUUUGUGUUGUGAGGAAGCUGCUUCUGAAAUAAUUUCAGAUGAUCAUUCUCUUCCUUUAUUUGAUGUGGAGGUAGAUGCUAGCUCAUCUGCAGCGGCCUCGGCUGCAGCUAUGAAAGAAGCAAUGGAAAAAGCACAAGCACAGUUACAAAAUGCAAAAGAUUUGUGGGAGAGGAAGAAGGAAUGGGUCCAUGGACGGACGAGACUGGAUUCAAAAAAUGAUAUGAGAAAAAAGGAAGAAAAAUUGACUAAGAUUCCAAAUCGAUUUAGGACUUUGGCCGAUGGAAGUGUGCAGGGUAUUGGGGAAAUUCAUGGCCAUGAAAUGGAUUUGCCUGCUAAAGAAGAGAGGCAAAAGGAUGUGAAGGCAACUGAAGUUUGUUCAGCACACUAUGGAGGAGAGGAACUUUUAACUGCUGCUGAAAAGACCUUACCGAUUAGAAGUGAGAGUAGAUUUCUUGUAUCCGAGAAUUAUGAUUACUGUAGUGAAUGGAAAGAUGCCACAGAGUUUUUUGAAUUGGCAAGAGCAGAUACAUCCGGAGAGGAAUUUGAGUCGGUGAACAACGAUGCGAUUUCCAACUUUGUCACUGGACAAAUGGGAGUAGAGACCAACAACGCAUGGGAAAACAAUGAAGAUCAAGAUAAGAAAACAAAACCAUUCCAUACAGCUCAUGUUCUGAAUGAGGAGGUGAAGAAUUUGGAGAAUAUGGUUCAUGGAAAGGAGGAAGAUAAGAUAAAACUAAAGCCAAAUAGAAACGAGACUAGGCAAAAAGAGCAGGUGAAAUUAAAUGUUCACCAAGGUGUUUGUGAUCUUGAAUCAAAUGAUAGGAAAUGUGGAGUUGCUCAACAGUUUAUGGAAAUAAAAAAGCAAAUGUUUUAUGCUAAUGAAUCAGAGAGACGUGAAAAGCCUGUUGAGUUUAGACAGCUGGACAGUGAGCUAAAAGUUGAGCAACCUGUUUUACCCAGGGAUAUUGAACAAGAAAAGAAAAAGGUUGUUGAAAGAAAGGAAAAUGGAAAUAUUCUCAAGGAGUCUCAUAGCAAAGAAAACAAUGCAAAUAAAAUGGAAGCCACUGAGAAUGAGAAAAGAGAGAUGUUCAGAGAGGCUUCCGAAAGGGAAAAAUUUGAGCAAAAAAUGAGGGUGUUUCUCAAGCAACCAGAUGCUAAGAAAAGACUGAAUUUGGUUCUUGAGGAUGACAACUUUAAGGGACAGAUGGCUCGUGAAAGACAACUGGAAGGAGUUCAUGGGAUGGAAGAUCAUGGGGAAAAGGGAAAAGAGGCUGCCGAAGUUGGAGCAAGUGAGACACCUGAAUUAGCUCAUGAGAGAGAAGAUGACAACAAUUGGCCACAAGAUUUUCAGUACAGAGAAGUAAGUGAAAAGGAAGUUGAUGAUUCAUUUCACCCUUUGAACAUUGGAGGCAUGCCAAGAGAUGUGGGUAUGUGUAAAGGGACUCCAAUGUUGGUUAAAGAUUCACAAGAUAGUGCAGAUCUCAAGGGUACAAGUUUGGAGCAUGAUGAAUUAGAGAGAUUGGAGGACAGACACAAAGUAAAUUCAACAAUAGGAUCUCAAGUACAUGUGGAAGUGAAUGAUUUGGGGAUAUCUGCUGCUGCAUUUCAAAUGAACGAUAACAAAGACCACUUACCUAUGGGACUAGCAUGUCCAACUGGAAUGUCUGGAGAAUUCUCCGUUGUAGAUGACAGUGGAGAGAGAAAGACUACACUCACAGUUAAUGAAACUUCAUCAGGAAGUGGUGGAACUGAAAAUCUUCAAUUUAACAAAAAUUCUUGUGGGCCGAGUGUGUGCCAGGCAGAGGUAGAACAGCUUAAAGUUCCAGUUGAAAUGGAAGAUGCAGAUAUUCAACUUUCUUUUGAUGAACUAACUAAAAGAGCGGCGAUAGAAACACACUUUCAACACAAAUUUGGACAUAUACAAUCAGAACCAACUAAUUCAGAAGUUGCACUUUCAUCUGAAAACUCAACAAGCAUGGACGUGGGAGAGAAUGUAGUUAAGAUGGAAGAUAUGAAGACAUCACUUCCUCUGGAUAGAAGUGACGAGAAAGCAGGCCAGGCUGAUGUUUGCAUGGAAGAGUUUGUAGGAAGAAAGAAGUUUGUUACGAGAAUGGGUUCUGAUCCUGAACAUCCAGAAAGUAACUUGUUCUGUUGUAUGGAAGAUAAAGUGAAGUCCUCUGACAAGGUUGAAGACAAGGGACAGAAAGUGUCAGUUCAGGGGGUCAAUGUAAGGGCUGAGAAAGGAAGUGGAUUGAAGUCAACUUGGUCAAAUAUUUCAGACAGGACACAGAAGAGUGGGGAAUUCUCCCGUGAGGUCAAUGGAAGUCAGGCCCCAGAAAGAAAGGAAAAUUUUGUAAACCAGAGCCAUUCAUCUAAAGGGAAAGAGAGUGAGAGAGUGAGAAGUGAAGCAGAAUUUGAGAAUGACAUUCUUCGAAAAUUGGAAGAAGAGAGGGAAAGGGAAAGAGAGAGAGAAAAGGAUAGAAUGCCUAUUGACAGAAUUUCUCUUGAGCCACGAGAUAGAGUAGGUGCCGAAACUCGUGAAAGGGCAGAAAGGGCUGCUUUGGAGAGGAUGACUGCUGAAGCCCGACAAAGAGCAUUGGCUGAUGCACGUGAAAGAUUGGAAAAGGCAUGUGCAGAGGCGAGAGAAAAUUCAUUGGCUGGGAAGGCGGCAACUAUGGAGGCAAGGGUAAAGGCAGAGCGUGCUGCCGUAGAAAGAGCAACUGUGGAGGCCAGGGAGCGAGCUGCGGAGAAAGCCAUGUUUGACAAGGCUUCCUUUGGAGUGAGGGAGAGAAUGGAAAGAUCUGUUUCUGACAAAUUCUCUGCUUCUUCCAGGAGUAAUGAAAUGAGACAGAAGUCUUCAUCGUCCGGUCAGCCCAGCCUACAAUCUCAGAGCUUUGGCUCUGCCACUGCUACAAGAUAUGCCUACUACUCGGCUUAUGAUGAGAGGAAUGAGGGUGUUGAUGGUGAAUCGCCUCAAAGGUGUAAAGCCAGAUUAGAGAGGCAUCAAAGAACAGCAGAACGUGCAGCAAAAGCUCUGGCAGAAAAGAAUAUGCGUGAUCUUCUGGCACAAAGAGAGCAAGCUGAGAGAAAUAGAAUAGCUGAGACAUUGGAUGCUGAUGUUAGGAGAUGGUCAAGUGGGAAGGAAGGAAACUUGCGUGCCUUGCUUUCUACAUUGCAAUAUGUACGUUUAUGUCUGACUUGGUGUCCUGCACUAACUCUGUUGUGCUACAAUUUAAUCUUGUGGUGGAUUUUCAAGAUCCUUGGACCUGAUAGUGGUUGGCAGCCAAUUCCCUUAACAGAAGUUAUAACCGCCGCUGCUGUAAAGAAAGCUUACAGGAAAGCCACUCUGUGUGUUCAUCCAGACAAAUUGCAACAACGGGGUGCAAGUAUUCAGCAAAAGUAUAUAUGCGAGAAGGUCUUCGAUCUACUAAAGGAAGCUUGGAACAAAUUCAACUCAGAGGAGCGGUAGCCUGAGGUCAUAGUGUAAAGAGAAAUUAGUGAAUCUACCACUUUUUGGCCACACCCCGUGUAACUUUAGUAGUGCCGGUAAGUGUAGACCUCAUGCUCAUCAAACAUGUAUAGUUUUUGUAUUCCACUCUUAAAGUCGAAAUGGAAUCAUAGUGAAUCAAUUUAAAAGUGAAUGAAAUAUAGAGUCAUCUUGUUUGUAUA